AUGACGUCGACAGUGGCCUCUGUGGCCGCAGCUUUCGUAGGCAACCUGACCAGCACAGUAGUAGCAGCAGCAGCAGAACCCGAUCAGGUCCACUCGAAACCCUCGGAACCAAUUUUCCUGCAAACGAAACUCACUCAGGCGGUGGCCGGAUUUUUCGUUUGGGCCGCCCUGUUCGUUACCUGUUCACAGAUCUAUCAUCAUCUAAGAUGGUACACAAAUCCUGCAGAACAAAGAUGGAUAGUUCGAAUUCUAUUUAUCGUACCAAUAUACGCCACUUAUUCGUGGAUAAGCUUGUUGUUUUUUAACUCUGAAAGCUACUAUGUCUAUUUUUUCACUGUCAGAGAUUGUUACGAAGCCUUUGUAAUCUACAAUUUCUUGUCGCUAUGCUAUGAGUAUCUAGGAGGGGAGGGUAACAUAAUGUCCGAAAUACGCGGCAAACCGAUAAGGUCUAGCUGCAUGUUCGGUACUUGCUGUUUGCAAGGCAAAACCUACACGAUUGGGUUUUUGAGGUUUUGCAAACAAGCUACUCUACAAUUUUGCUUGAUCAAACCUCUGAUGGCUUUCGUUAUUAUAUUUUUACAAUCGUUUGGACAUUACCAUGAUGGUGAUUGGAGUCCUGAUGGUGGUUACAUUUACAUCACAAUAAUCUACAAUAUAUCCGUGUCACUUGCCUUAUAUGGACUGUUCCUGUUCUAUUUCGCUACGCGGGACCUUUUGACUCCGUUCGAGCCUGUACUUAAAUUUUGCACAGUUAAAUCUGUCAUUUUCUUAUCUUUCUGGCAAGGUGUCGGCCUAGCAAUUUUAGAAAAAGCCGACAUAAUAUCGCCAUAUAUUGACGGUAGCGGUACUCGUACUUCUGCUGGUACCGUUUCAGCGGGCUAUCAAAACUUUCUGAUUUGCAUUGAGAUGUUUUGCGCGGCCAUCGCGUUGCGGUACGCGUUUCCGCACAGGGUUUACGUGCAAGGUUGCGUCACCGAUUCCAGAGGCCGCUCCGUCACCAUGCAAAGCAUUUCCAGUAGUCUGAAGGAGACGAUGAACCCGAAAGAUAUUAUGACUGAUGCUAUUCAUAACUUUCAUCCUCAGUAUCAGCAGUAUACGCAGUAUAGCUCGGGUGGUAAAAAUGGUAGAGGCAUCCGCUUGUCUCAGUACGACCCGGACGAUCCGAUGAGCCCUAGCGGAGGCACGGUGCCUCAUUCCUACAACAGCUUGGACAAUCCGUCCAAACCUCCUCUGAGCCUCAAUUCAAAAGUGUCCACCAUUUCUCAAAAUUACACGGAAAAGACCAUGUUGCUUAGCUCCGAUGAAGAAAAUUAA
Messenger RNA from Ceutorhynchus assimilis (cabbage seed weevil), 1314 nucleotides. The record is from the annotation of a GenBank genome assembly. NCBI's taxonomy places the organism in Eukaryota, Metazoa, Arthropoda, Insecta, Coleoptera, Curculionidae.